GGCAUGUUGAGUCUUUGCGGUACUCCCGCCAAUUCUGACUGACAAGAAGCGCCGAGUAGAAACAGUAGAAAGGGACUUGUGAAGAGUUGCAAUACAUUCUGCAUUUUACACUGUAAAAAGUAUUUCGACGUGUAAACAUAGGUAACUAAUGUUUGCGUCAUUAUUGCCAUCAGCAAUAUAUGGUAACGUUAGAGAACAACAUUUACCGGAGUGAGGAACAAUUGACAAUACAGUCAAAUCCUUCACAGAACUCGAUUAGUUAGCUUACAUUGGCUAACACCCUUCCAGCAAGGUACGUUUUGGAUGGUUGUGAUGCUGGCGGCAGAAGACCCAUCUGCGGACGGGCCUUUGGCCUCUACUCCCGAAAAAAGUAGCGGUAUGGAUUGUGGUGACAAAAGUAAUUCUGCCAAGAGACUUAUCCAAGCCCGUCUUCCUUUCAAACGGCUCAAUCCUGAACUGAAAGGGAACUUGGGAACAAAGAGAGCAAGAGGUCCCCCCACCUCAUACCUUGGAAGUGGAGUUUCUGAUGGAGAGAAUGAUACAAAUGACACUUCUCCUCCACAGUGUCUUCGACCAGCCAUCGUUAAUGGACGUGGGCCAUUAGAUGGGUUUGUAAUUAAAAAAAGGCAACCGCUUUUUUCUCCCUGUGUACCUGUGGCAGUAGUUGACCUAACAGAAGAUUCCAAUUCCUCUGACACUGUCAAGCAGAAAUCAGAGGCUGUACCAGCACCCUCUUCUGCUCCCACAGAUGACUGCAUAUUUUUAAGUGAUCAGAAUUCUUCACAUACCAUCAAUUCCAACACUUCUGUGCCUGUCACGGAGGAACAGGGUGAUGGCCAAGUAGAAGAAAAUGACCACAUGAAGAAUACUGAAAUGGAGGACAAUAUGCAAGGAGAUUUUGAAAAUGAAUUGAGACAUGAGAAUGGUUUGCGGUUAUCAGCUGCCUCUUCUAGUUCUCUAUCAACUGUGGAGAGCUCACCAGAUUCUCACAAGACUGGUCAUUGCCUGCCAUCAUCUUCGAUCACAGAACCUGAUGGGGAUUCAGAGAUGAAAAAGGUGAAAAGAAGCUCUCCUAAGAACCUAAAGCAGAGGGAGGAACGGGAACUACAGCGUGCUGAGAGAGAGAAACAGCGGAUGGAAGCCAAAGCUGCAAAUGAGAAAAAGAAGCUAGAGGCUCGUAGACUGAAGGAAGAGAAGGAGAGAGAGAGGAGGGAGAGGAAAGAAAAAGAAGAGAGGGAAAAGCGAGAAAAAAAGGAAAAAGAUGAGAAGGAAAAGGCAGAAAAGUUAAGAGCAAAGGAAGAACAACGCAAGUCUAAGCAAGAGGCAAAAGAAGAAGAAAAAAGAAAGAAGGUGGAGGAGAAACGGAUGAAGGAGGAAAAGGAUAGGAUUAAAGCAGAGAAAGCAGAGAUCACACGCUUCUUGCAGAAGCCCAAGACUCAGCUUGCCCCAAAGACGCUUGCCUCCGCUUGCGGCAAAUUUGCCCCAUUCGAGAUCAAAGAAAACAUGUGUUUGGCGCCAGUGUGUCGGGUGCAGUGCGAGAAUGCAGUUUUAGAGCAACUAGACCAAUACCUGGCUAAGCCAGACAGGAGCAUCACUUGGUUGAAGGAAUUGACGUGGCGGAAGCCACGUUGCUGUGGUCCAACGGAACCUAAACACCAAGAUCCAGAAAGCAACAGUCUGGUAGUGAUGAAGGGACCACAGCCUGACCAGCAGCAUCGGGGUCGGAUGAAACUCCUGCAGUUCCAUGAGAAUUACAGGCCUGCUUACUGGGGUACCUGGAGUAAAAAGAGCACAUGUAUUUCUGCACGCUGCCCCUUACUGCAAGACAAGGAGCUUUUUGACUAUGAUGUAGACAGCGAUGAGGAGUGGGAGGAAGAAGAGCCUGGAGAGUCUUUAUCACACAGUGAGGGAGAUGAUGAUGAGGAUGGAGAUGAUGACGACGAUGAUGAUGGUUUUUUUGUACCACAUGGAUACCUGUCAGAUGGGGAAGGGGCACGGGAGGAGGAGGAGGGGGGUGACCCUGAGAAGCAGACGUUGCAUCAAAAGCUGAAGGCUCGUGAGUGGGAUGAGCUGCUUUCUAAGAAGAGGGUGAAGGUGCUAGAGGCUGUUAUUAAUGGCUGCUUAUGGGAAGGAGAGAUUGAAUUUUCUCAUGCUCAGCUGGAAGUGCUGCAGGCCCAUGCUAUCUCUGUUCUGGAGCCCCUCCCCAAAGAUGAGCCCACCUCACCCGAGACUUCAACGGGAGAGCAGCGUAAUGAAUUGCUUCACCAGCUUCUACCAUUGCUACAUGGAAAUGUGAACAGCAGUAAAGUAAUCAUCUCAGAGUUCCAGGAGUUUUGUCGUCAGCAGGCAGUUUCUCUUGUGAGCAGCCCCCAGGGUUUUGCAGACAGCAUUCCUACCAGAGUGGGUCUGAAGCGUCUGAUUAAGGAGAGUGCUGUGUAUGAGAAACGAUCUUGCUUUAGGCGCUGCUGUUGGUAUGUCCAUGCAGACAUCUUGGCACGUUUCAGUCUUGAGUCGUUACCUGUGCCCUGUCAGUGGAACUACCUCACACCUGGUGUUCAGCAAUGUCGUGAGGAUUCCCUGAUACCAAUGAAUUCACAGGGCAACUCACCAACUACCCCACAGCCUACUACCGCUCUUUCUAUCAAGAGGAAAACUGCUGGCAGUAUGUCGAUCACAAAGUUCAUGAAGAAGUGUGUAGACCAGGAACAAGCAGAAGUUAUGGAGACAGAUGGUUUUCAGGCAGAUACAGAGGAUGAGGAGGAAGACUGUGUCUACAUCAAUACUGAAUCUGGAUUCCUGACACAGAAUGGCAGCUCAAGCUCACCUAAGCCAGACAAACUGGAACAAGUGGAAGUCAACACUUCUACUGCUGUUCUAUUACCUUGCCCAUGAGGCUACAAACAAGUAGGACCACAGUAAGACUGGUGCAGGUCUAUGUAGGGUAUUCAUAAUAUUGAAAGAAUUUGGGUAUAAUUGAUGAAGUUGUUUAUGGUGAAAAUACAUCAGUAUAAACAAUCAGCAGGGCUUAAGCUGUUGUCCGAGAAGCAUAAUGUUAGCUUGCAGGUGGGGUCUGUAAUAUUAAGCAGUAGACUUUUCAACACCAGAUGUUUGCCUUGUUUUAACAUGGACAUGUCUAUGCAUGUUGGUGUGUGUAAUUAAACAUAACUACUAUACUUUAACUGAGAA
Molecule: messenger RNA, 3186 nt
Organism: Alosa sapidissima (American shad)
Lineage: Eukaryota; Metazoa; Chordata; Actinopteri; Clupeiformes; Clupeidae
Gene: chaf1a
Product: chromatin assembly factor 1, subunit A (p150)
Exons: 16
Coding region: 304-2892 (862 amino acids)
Biological process (GO): nucleosome assembly
Cellular component (GO): nucleus; CAF-1 complex
Source: RefSeq, a predicted model, not a curated record